AUGUCCAACAACCUAGACAAAUCUUUAGACGAAAUCAUCGGUAAGAAGCCUAUUAGAGCUACUCGUGACAACAAGAGAGGUCCAAAGAAGGCUUCUAAGCAAGUCGGUAAGCGUCGUAAUGUUGCCAACAGUGGUAGAAACAACAGACCAGCUAGAAUUCCAGUCGGUGCUGUAUCAAGAAUUGUAGGUCAUCAAUUAGUUAAGGUUAAUGUUGAAGGUUUACCAAGGGAUAUUAAGCAAAGUGCUGUUAGAGAAUUCUUUGCUGGUCAAGUCGGUGGUGUCCACGGUGUUUUAUUGAGUUACAAUGAAAGAGGUCAAUCUACUGGUAUGGCUAACAUUACUUUCAAGAGCGCUGAAUACGCUAAUAAGGCUGUGUCUAGAUUUAACGGUGCUCCAAUUGACAAUGGUAAGACCAGAUUAAAGCUUAACUUAAUUGUUGAUCCAACUCUAACCAACCAAAACUUGGCUCAAAGAUUAACCGGUCUACAAGGUAGAGUAGGUAAGCCAAAUGGCGUUAUUGCUGGUAGACCAAAUGCUAGAAAUGUCGGUAGAAAUGGUAGACCAAUGGUCAGCAGACAACAACAAGUUAGAGGUCCACAAAGAAAUGGCCCACAAAGAAACGGUCCUCAAAGAAAUGCUCCAGUUGCUCAAAAGAAGAGACAACCAAAGAGAGAGAAACCAGCCAAGAAGAGUCUAGAAGAUCUUGAUAAGGAAAUGGCUGACUACUUUGAUGAUGGUAAAUAA
Maudiozyma saulgeensis is the source of this 744-nucleotide messenger RNA. The record is from the annotation of a GenBank genome assembly. Lineage: Eukaryota; Fungi; Ascomycota; Saccharomycetes; Saccharomycetales; Saccharomycetaceae.